This is a messenger RNA of Haplochromis burtoni (Burton's mouthbrooder), 5023 nucleotides long. It is a transcript of the gene strn3, whose product is annotated as striatin, calmodulin binding protein 3. Bases 284 to 2404 code for a protein of 706 amino acids. NCBI's taxonomy places the organism in Eukaryota, Metazoa, Chordata, Actinopteri, Cichliformes, Cichlidae. Gene Ontology annotation, cellular component: dendrite. Gene Ontology annotation, molecular function: protein phosphatase 2A binding; armadillo repeat domain binding; protein-containing complex binding. The record is from RefSeq and is a predicted model, not a curated record. The transcript has 16 exons.
GUGUCCCGUCAGGCAUUGCGGCUGGGUUCUCCCACCUUGACCAUCGGAUCCGAGAGAGGUCGGGGGAGAGAACAGCAAUGGCGGCCGGUUAGCUCUAUACAAAACACUAAGUCCCCAAUCAGCCGCGCGCACCACAUCGCUCCGAGGAAAGCCAGUUUUACACAACACGGCGGAGCCAGCGAGACAGGGACGGAGCUGAGACACGGGCUUUAGGGGGCGGGGAUCCCUCCGCGGAUCGUUGCUGCCUGUGGAGACUUUCCUUCUACUUAAAAAAAAAAAAAUUAUGGACGAACACCCCGGCGGAGGAGGGGUCGGAACGAGUGCCCCACGACAGCCUCCGCCACCGCAGCAGCAGGGGAAUAACAGUAGUGCUAAUCCGCCAAUUGGAGGCGGUGGUGGCGGAGCAGUCAUGGUACCACACCAGCCCGAUGAGCUACCUCGGCCGCAGCAGCAGUACACAAUCCCCGGCAUCCUGCACUACAUCCAGCAUGAGUGGGCCCGGUUCGAGAUGGAGAGGGCGCACUGGGAAGUGGAGAGGGCCGAGCUUCAGGCGAGGAUAGCCUUCUUGCAGGGGGAGAGGAAGGGCCAGGAAAACCUGAAGCAUGACCUGGUUAGAAGAAUAAAAAUGUUAGAAUAUGCAUUAAAGCAGGAAAGAGCAAAAUACCACAAGUUAAAAUAUGGAACAGAGCUAAACCAAGGAGAAAUGAAGAUGCCAAGUUUUGAAUCAGACACCAAAGAUUCAGAGGUCUCUGCUGUUCAUGCCAACAGUCAGCUCACCUGGAAACAAGGAAGACAGCUGCUCAGACAGUACCUACAGGAAGUCGGAUACACAGACACCAUCCUGGACGUUCGUACUCAGAGGGUUCGCUCUCUGCUUGGCCUGUCGGGCUCAGAGCAGAAUGGAUCUGUGGAGAACAAGAACCUGCAGCACCUGAUCAAUGGGACCGAGCGCCGCAAGGACAAAAGGAGUCCAGGUGAUGUUCUGGAGACUUUUAACUUUCUGGAAAACACAGAAGACAGCGAUGAAGACGAUGAUGAGGAGGGGGACCUGAUGGAUGACAUCACCACUGACAAACAUCACAGAGCCAAGAAACAUAAGACCAAGGUGGGAAACGAGGGCUUAGCGUCAGAGGAUGAUGCCGACACAGAGGAGGCUCUAAAGGAGUUUGACUUCUUGGUGACGGCUGAGGAUGGAGAAGGGGCGGGUGAGGCUCGGAGCUCCGGAGACGGGACAGAGUGGGCGGAGCCUCUACCAUUUCCUACUGGCGGGGGGAAGUCCUUCUUACUUGGGGGGUCAGAUGAUGUGUUGGAGAGCGUGCUGGGACUGGGUGACCUUGCCGACCUCACAGUCACCAACGAUGAAACAGACUAUGGCUAUGAUUUGCCGUCCAGUAAGGAGUCUUCGUUCAGGAAGACAUGGAACCCCAAGUACACGCUAAGGAGCCACUUCGAUGGUGUCCGAGCACUGGACUUUCACCCCGUUGAGCCCUGCCUGGUCACCGUGUCCGAGGAUCACACCCUUAAACUGUGGAACCUCACCAAGACUGUCCCUGCCAAAAAAAGUGCCUCUUUCGAUGUGGAACCGAUCUACACAUUCAGAGCCCAUGUUGGACCAGUGUUGUCAUUGGCGAUGACCUCCAGUGGUGAACAGUGUUUUAGUGGUGGUCUUGACGCAACCAUCCAGUGGUGGAACAUCCCCAGCUCAAAUGUUGAUCCCUACGACACUUAUGAUCCAAGCGUCCUGGCAGGUUCCUGGUUAGGACACACGGACGCUGUGUGGGGAUUGGCAUACAGCGGUAUCAAAAACCGUCUCCUGUCCUGCUCGGCCGACGGAACAGUGAAGCUGUGGAACCCAACAGAGAAAAACCCCUGCAUUAGCACUUUCAAUACAAACCAUGAGCAUGGGAUCCCCACAUCAGUGGACUUCAAUGGUUGUGACCCUGCUCACAUGGUGGCAUCCUUUAAUAGCGGAGACGUGGUUGUGUAUGACCUGGAAACUUCCCAGCAAGCACUUGUGCUCAAAGGACAGGGAGAUGGCACUCUGUCGGGGUCAAAUCAUAUAAAUAAGGUGGUGAGUCAUCCCACGCUUCCAGUAACCAUCACUGCUCAUGAAGAUCGACACAUCAAAUUCUUUGAUAACAAGUCAGGUAAAGUGAUUCAUGCCAUGGUGGCUCAUCUGGAUGCAGUGACCAGCCUGGCCGUGGAUCCCAACGGCAUCUACCUGAUGUCUGGCAGUCACGACUGCUCUCUGCGUCUGUGGAACCUAGACAGUAAAACGUGUGUUCAAGAGAUCACAGCUCAUCGUAAGAAGAGCGAGGAGGCCAUCUACGACGUGGCCUUCCACCCCUCCAAGGCCUACAUUGCCUCCGCUGGAGCCGACGCCCUUGCCAGAGUCUACGUAUAGACGAGGAAGAGAAGAUUUAAACAACAGAAAAAAGAAAAGAAAAAAGAGGAGAUGACCUCGAGGUGAGGGAUACAGAGACAGACAAAGAGAGAGAGGGGCUAGUCUGUACACAAACAGGAUUCAGGUCUGUUCAGGUCUCUGAACACAGAAUAUAUAUUAAUAUGAAAGACUGGAGAAUCUCCAACGGACAACUGAACAAACACACACAGGUUUCUUACACAAAUUUUUAAGUUAAGAGGUGGAGUGGUGUGAUCUCCCUACAGCUAAGAGACAGCAGAAACGCGUUUAAUGAUCAACUUGGAGCAGCUUGCCUGAAACCCAUCUGGCCCCUCACAAAUCCCUAAGGUAGCUUUGACACUACAUGCCUGUCCCUAUUCACUAACACUACUGUGACUCCUGAUCCCAGACAGAAGAGCUGGAGCUGAGGGCAGACGUAAAGGAAAAAUCCCCCCAAAAUUAGACCUGGUCAGAGCUGGCCAAGGAAAGCAGCCUGACAUCUAGAUGAGUUAACCCAUCGCUCUUUUAUUUCUUACUGUUGUCAUUUAGCAUCGUAAUACGGCGGUCAAAUGUAGCACAUUAAACUGUGGAAUCGUAGCACUACAGUCUACAUGUUGUGGGGACAUUUUUGCACCUUUCCCCUGUUUCUCUUUCUGUCCCACUGGACUCAAUGCUGAGAACUGAUUUUUACUCAUUUGGUAAAUGUUCAGGCAUGUCUGAGAGGAGACAGUUACAACUCGAAAAAUGGCCCUUGUGAGAAGUUGCCUGGAAUCUGUAUUGAAUUCACCCCCAUUUGGCUAAUUUUUCUCCAAUAACUCUAAAGAACUCUACUUUCAAGGCAGUUCAGAGCAGGCUUGCAGUCCCGAACAGUUAUAAUUGGCUGCCAGUGUUUUCUCUAUGUUUGUUAUACAUUAUAAAAGCUCUAUUACUCCCCAGGUGUUGAAGCUUCAGUGGCAUAUGAAACCAAAUCUAAGCACAACUGUAGUGCAUUAAGCAGUCUGCUCUCCCAGUCUGACACUUCACAUGAGGUGAUACAGCUAGAAAUGUCCAAGAGUGGAGCAUUCUAAUGAGUCUCCAAAGUCUGCACUUUCUCCUACUGUAAUCCAUUUAGUAGAGCUAACCACUAGUUGAACUAGCAAAAAUAUAGAGUAGCAAAGAAUUCGAGUAGAGUACAGUUUUGUACUGGCUCUCGCCUGCCUCAGGAGAGAGCAUAUGUAAAACAUCCUCUCAUUACACUGAUUUCCUGUCCAGACAAAACAGUCUGAAGAAACAAUUUUGACAUUUUCAUGGCUGUGCUAAGCUCUGGUAAAACAGGAAAAACUUAAACACCAGUGUCUUUGUUGUGCUUUGUUACACACUGCUUCUUCACAGUGUUUACGUGGAGAAGAGCGUCUCUGUUCAGAUCUUUUUUGUAUGUGUCACAUGUCCCUGAUUGGCUGGAUUCAUGUGAAAGAAAACUGAAAAGCAACAAGCAAACAUCUGACCCAGGUUUCUGAAUGCGGCCAGCUACCUGCACAGAAACAAAAAAUUGAACUAUGUCAUAGACUAUCAUCAAUCUUUAAAUGCCGAACACUGAAAAGUAGCAGCUAUUUAAGUUGAUUUUAGACGUUUGGCCUGUUCAAAAUGAUUUCCAAGUUGCAAAAAUACCUAGUAAUCAAGUGUUUUGUGUGUAGUCUAAUUCAUAUGUGCAUGAGUUUAAAGUGCAUUUUAAUUAGCUGCUCAAAAAACAUUUGCCAAUUUAUAAUCAUACAACAUCUAAGCUGUUCCACUGGUGGACAUUAUUCGAGAUGCCCGUGUCCCAACACAGGAAGCUGUAAGCUGUUCUAUGUAUCAUCCAUAGUAUGAUCAGAAUAGGGGUACUUGUGUCCAUGGAAACACUCCUCCUCUCACAACAAUUUCAGCAUCUGUUUAGUGACAGUGAAAUCAUAUUAGCCACAUUAAACCCUGCUGUAAGACUGCCUGAGGAACUGUACUAAAGAGAAAGCCCGGAGGUUAAUCAGAUGUUGGAGUCACAUCUGAGGGGGAUUUUUCCUUUAAACCUUCAGAAACGUCAACCUGAGAACAGAACAUGUGAUGUUUGAACUUGUUUUUUUCUCUCUUUCACUUUUUAAUAAUUAAAUCUGAACUAAAGCUUCUGCAAAGCAAGUUUUACAGUUUGUAAAUGGGGAAAAAUUAAGAAGAAAUAUGUUUUGAGCAAACAGAAUGGAUUUAAUAUCAGAUUUUGUUUUUGCCUCUGAGAAUGUUUUGGUGAGAAUGGAAGUUUGGUUAAUACUCACCGACCUCAGCCUCCUGCUGGGCCUAUCAGAGCCCCACGUUUAACAGUGUAACAAGCGGAGGAUUCAGCAUUACUGUAGUUACAUAUUUCUGUUUGUGUAAAACAAAUCUAGUUUUUAUAGUCCUUUUUAAUUCUUUUUAAAAAUCCACAAUAUAGUUACUGCCACAAUGGAUGACCCAUCAACCAAAAACCUCACCUCAGUCUGAUAUGUCAGGACGUCUGGCUUCAGUUUUGGGCCCUGAUCUCAGAUCAUGUAAACACAGGAACUGCUGCUGCUGAGUGUUGAGACAGCUGAGGAGAGGGUCAGCUGUAUCUGUUAGUGUCUGUCCUGAUGUUAAAUAUCAACC